UAGCUGUUGCUCGCGACUAUACCCGCUUUUUGAAAAAAUGUAGCUUUCGUUACUCACAUGCAAAUUACCUUUCUGAUGGUAAAAGAAAAUUCUGAUGAAAGAAUCGCGCCGCUAGGGGGUCACGACCGGCGGUUUAUUUAGUACGUUUUCGAUGGCUGGUGGGUCGCACGAGCGUUGGGGCAGCCAGUUAGAGUACCUACUAUCAUGUUUAGGAUACGCCGUCGGCAUUGGAAACAUUUGGAGAUUCCCAUAUCUGUGUUAUAGGAAUGGAGGAGGUGCAUUUCUCAUACCGUAUUUCCUGACUCUUGUCAUCUGCGGCAUCCCGCUUGUGUAUUUGGAGACGACGCUGGGUCAGUUUGCGAGCGCGGGAUGUAUUUCUAUAUUCAACAUCAACCCACUGUUCAAAGGAGCGGGAUAUGCAGUGAUCUUAGUGAACAUAAUUGCUACAACAUACUUCGCUGCUAUAAUGUCAUUCCCCUUGCUGUACAUCUAUCAUUCGUUCACUUCUCCCCUGCCCUGGCAGAACUGUGGAAACUCAUGGAACACUGAUCGUUGUUCUGAGUUAACUGGAAACUCCACAUCUGUAAUAGGAAGUACAGGAGCGGUAACGACUCCCGAAGAUGAAUUCUUCCAUAUACGUCUACUACAAAUGUCGCCAAACAUUCACGAGAUCGGUGGCAUCGUGUGGCCUCUGUUCUGUUGCAACCUGAUCUGUUGGGUGUUCGUCUACCUCUGCAUUUGUGGUGGUGUCAAGAGCGUCGGUAAGAUUGUUUACUUCACAGUUCUGUUUCCGUAUGUGGUGCUUUUCGCUCUGUUCAUACGCGGCGUGACGUUACCCGGCGCCGGUCAAGGGAUAUUAUAUUUUAUACUUCCUGAUUGGAGCCAGUUGAAGAAUCCCAAGGUAUGGGCAGAUGCUGCAACACAGAUAUUCUACUCGCUUGGUCCGGGAUGGGGAGGUUUAGUGAGCAUGGCCAGCUUCAAUAAAUUUCACUACGAUAACUUGAGGUCAUCAAUAAUAAUACCAAUAGUGAACAGUGGUACAAGUAUUUGGGCUGGAUUUGUGGUGUUUUCUGUGCUGGGGUUCGCGGCGGAGCGCGCCGGAGUGCCCGUCAGCGAAGUGGCCACCGCGGGCCCGGGACUGGCCUUCAUCACAUACCCAGCGGCAGUCACUUUGAUGCCGGCACCCAAUUUCUGGGCCAUCACCUUCUUUGUUAUGCUAUUUUUUCUGGGAAUUGAUACUAUGUUUGUGACGAUAGAGGCGGUCAUUACAGGGUUCCUAGACGAAUAUCCAAAGUUGCAUCGUCGCAGAAAACUGAUAACUCUUAUGACUUGUUUAGUACUUUUUUCCAUUUCAACUAUCUGUAACACCAAGGCUGGUCUACACAUAAUUGGUUUGCUGGACUCGCACGUGGCGAUAGCUUGCGUUCCUAUUGUCUGCAUCCUGGAGCUGGUAGCGGCUGUGUACACUUACGGCCAGGAUAAACUCAGGAUGGACGUGCUCUUCAUGACCGGCAGACCACUCACGAAUUUCUGGCUGAUACUCUGGAGAUAUAUACUGCCUGUUAUUUUAUUGGUAGUGGCCGGCUACUCGCUGCGUGAAGCGUCAGGCGUAGCUGGCUGGUGUGUCGCACUUGCGUCAGUCGUAUGCAUUCCUAUUUAUGCAAUGACAGUUAUUUACAUGUCUAGAGGACCCAUUCUGCAACGUAUCAAGGAGAACUGUCGAGCGAACGCGCUCUGGGGCCCGGCGGAAAUCGAAGUCCGGGAGCAGUGGAAUACAUACCGCAACAAGUUGCACGUUCCUCUACAUGCAUUGAAUAACGAAGCAUGCACACAAAUAACAUAACAGAUUUGACUAUAAAAUAUAUGUUAUUAAAUAGAACA
This is a messenger RNA of Papilio polytes (common Mormon), 1881 nucleotides long. RefSeq names its product sodium- and chloride-dependent glycine transporter 1-like. Bases 152 to 1843 code for a protein of 563 amino acids. Gene Ontology annotation, molecular function: glycine transmembrane transporter activity. NCBI's taxonomy places the organism in Eukaryota, Metazoa, Arthropoda, Insecta, Lepidoptera, Papilionidae. Gene Ontology annotation, biological process: sodium ion transmembrane transport. Gene Ontology annotation, cellular component: membrane. The record is from RefSeq and is a predicted model, not a curated record. The transcript is spliced from 13 exons.